Molecule: messenger RNA, 1063 nt
Organism: Selaginella moellendorffii
Lineage: Eukaryota; Viridiplantae; Streptophyta; Lycopodiopsida; Selaginellales; Selaginellaceae
Product: TGACG-sequence-specific DNA-binding protein TGA-2.1
Exons: 4
Coding region: 196-945 (249 amino acids)
Biological process (GO): DNA-templated transcription
Molecular function (GO): sequence-specific DNA binding
Source: RefSeq, a predicted model, not a curated record
AUCAUAUUUCCUCCAUUCUUGAGAUGGUUUUUCUGCUAUGAAAUCUUCGAUGGCUGCCUCGCAUUUGGAUCUCCUAUGCUUUGGUUUGAAUCGUGGUUUGAAUCAUCCACAGAUCGCCAUUCUAUCGAGAACUCCGGACUUUGGUGAUCUCGAUCGACUGAGUACAACUUUACUUCCUGGAUUUGAGAAAAAAAAAUGGCGUCGGCGAGUAGCAGCAGUGGCGGUGCCUGGGACGAGCUCAAGAUCCAGAUGAAGGACCUCCGAGCUCUGCUCCACAGCUCCAGCUUGAUCGAGAGGAGGAUCAAAUGCGAAGUGAAAAGGAUCCUCAACACUACCAUCUCCAACUACGAGGACCCUCACCGCUACGAAAACUCCAACACUGUUCUUGAAAUACUUUCAGGUCGAGGCAUCUCACCGCUAGAGGCAGCGUUUAUGUGGAUGGGUGCUUGGAGGCCAUCAGCUGCGAUCUCGCUGGUUUUCUCGGUCAUGGGACUCAAGAACCAGGGCCUCAACUUGAACAUCACCGAUCCAGGAACUUUGGGGGGAUCAGUCCCAGCUCUCAGCGAAGAACAGCUCUCCCAGCUCCAGACUUUCCGGGAUCUUACGAGCCAAGCCGAGAAGGAUCUCACGGAAGAACUCGCGACUGUCCAGAUGAUGCUGGCGGAUCAGGACGUGGUGACUGAUCUCUUGAAGGACGACGAAGGAGAGGAGGGAUCGUCGUCCAGCUCCUCCAAGCUCAAGGAGACGCUCCAUUCUAAAAUCUCUAGCCUUCGCGAUGUUUUAAAGCGGGCCGACCAGCUUCGCAUCAAGACGCUGCUUGAGCUCCACUCUGUGCUGGCUCCCAUCCAAGCAGCGCAAUGUAGCAUCGUCGCUUUUGAGGUCGCGUUUGCGAUGCGCUCCUUAAAUUCAGCCACACCACCCACAACAUCGUGUCCUCGCAAAUGAUUCCCCAAAAACAGAAUGACCAAUGACCCCUGUCUGUGCAAAUAAUAAAGUGUAUUUAGGUCAUUGUUAGUUUUAAUCUGUUAUCAUGUAAUAGAAAAUCUAUACAGGGUAAUUUAAA